AUGUCUUUCCUCUCCGUACUUUGCGGAUGCUUCACCACCCAGGAUGAGAAACACUCGCAGUCCCAUCCAUCCCCAGAGAUUACUCAGAGAUCCAACCUCAACAGCACUCAGACAGGAUGCUUUGUAAUUUCUGGGGAAGGCGAAUACAUUCGCUCAGCAUCCUCAACCGGGGGCCAUGGGCACGGACCCCCGCCCUCUGACUCGGAGGAUGGGGGCUAUUCUAGCGUAGUCCCUCUCCCGCAGUACACACCCCGUCCAAUGAGCCUCCACGAGAAGACUCUAGAAUCCCAUAUGCGUGACCCGCCGGUUUCCUCCGAGUCCCAGGACUCCUACCCCUCUGACGAAAAGAACGCCAGUCAUUACGAUGAAGAUGUCACUUCCGAUAGCUCGUCGGCCAUUUCCUUUCCGAGCAGCUACGGCAAUACCUCUACCGCAACGAGGGAUACUCCACCACCGCCGUACUCACCCCGCCACUCCGCAGUGCUGAGCCGCUCGCGGUCCAUGUCCAUCUCGUCCGCUAUGGCAGUCAUCAUUAAUCCGCCGCCUGCUGCCCGCAUGAACGGCUCGCGGACUGGACCUACAUACUCCGAUGAGGAUGAUCGAUCCAUUCGUCGUCAUCGGCGGGUCUCCUGGGAGAGCCGGUGA
Penicillium vulpinum is the source of this 645-nucleotide messenger RNA. RefSeq lists its product as uncharacterized. Lineage: Eukaryota; Fungi; Ascomycota; Eurotiomycetes; Eurotiales; Aspergillaceae. The record is from RefSeq and is a predicted model, not a curated record. The transcript has a single exon. Bases 1 to 645 code for a protein of 214 amino acids.